GAACUUUUAAAUCUAACAUCUCCCUCCCCCUCCAUAAUUUGGAAUAAUAACCCAAUUUUAUCUGAAAAUUUGGCGCCUAAAUUUGAAUAAACCAACUGAAAUACCUUCUUUAACGGUCAAUUACUUCUUAAAACCAUCUUAUUUAUGCAUGUCAUCUUCACCAUUCUGCUUCAAUGGCCCCAUGUUCUUCGUGUCCAUUUCAUGCUCCCUCCAUAUUUAAACUCUGAAAGUAAGUGAAGAUCCAUGGUAUUUCAAGAUGAACCGACAAGAAGACAAACUGGGUUACUCAAUUAAUUCUUGUGUAGCGUCCGACUUCUACGAGUCUCCGAAUGACAAUGAUGGCGGUACGGGUAACAAUCGUUGGAGAGAUCGAGUGGUUAGUGUUAAUGGCAACCCUUUGCGGGUUAAUAAAGCAGAGAAAACUAGGCAAAAAUUGGUGAGCAACAACUUAUCCGAAGAAGAGUUGAAAAUAAAAAACGAGCUCGAAAUCGAAAUCGAGAACGAUUUGGAGGAGGAAAUCAAAGAGGAAAUUUAUCGUCUCGCAUUCAAACUUCAUAGAUUGUAUCAGAACAGAAAGAAAAGGGAAAACGAGCAAGGAGGAAUGCAAGAAUCAAUCGAGAAGACGAUUUCGGAGGUGAAUGUAAGUAUAAAAAUGGAGGGGGGAACAAGAAUUGAGAUCAAAGAGAUAAAGAAAAAAGAAAAGGAAUCAAGUAUUAAUAACAGGCCAAGGAGCUCAAGAUCAGAAAACAAUGGAGGAUUUCAAAGGAUGACUGUUUGUUCUCAUGGUAUUAAGAAAUUCGAUUGGAGGAAUAGCUUGAGAGCAGGAAAGUUACAAAACAAAGGUAAAAGGGUAAUUGAAUGGAGAUGGUAACUAAGAUUAAUUUUUUUUUUUUUUUUACUUACACUAAAAUUGAUUUGGUUGGAUUAACUAAAUUGGGUUUUUUUAGAAGAUUAUUGGGUAUGUUAUGAAAAUAUAAAUAUUUCAA
This is a messenger RNA of Carica papaya (papaya), 986 nucleotides long. Lineage: Eukaryota; Viridiplantae; Streptophyta; Magnoliopsida; Brassicales; Caricaceae. The record is from RefSeq and is a predicted model, not a curated record.